Molecule: messenger RNA, 744 nt
Organism: Cuscuta europaea
Lineage: Eukaryota; Viridiplantae; Streptophyta; Magnoliopsida; Solanales; Convolvulaceae
Source: the annotation of a GenBank genome assembly
ACCAUUUCUACUUCCUAUCUGAUUUAAAGCAAUCAAACUAAAGUUUGAACCACCAUGGCCGAGGAGAAACACCACCACUUCUCCCACCACCACAAGGCGGAGGAAGAAGGCCCCAUUGACUACAAGAAAGAAGAGAAACAACACAAACAUCUUGAGCACGUCGGCGAGCUCGGCGUGGCUGCCGCCGGAGCUUUUGCCUUGCAUGAGAAGCAUGAAGCAAAGAAGGACACGGAGCAUGGACACAGACACAAGAUCGAGGAAGAAGUAGCGGCAGCCGUGGCGGUCGGAGCAGGUGGAUUUGCAUUUCACGAGCAUCAUGAGAAGAAAGAUGCCAAGAAGGAAGAGAAAAAAGAACACCACCAUCACGGCUUUUAAUUCAUUUAUUAAUUAAUUAAUUAAAUAAAUUGCUCUCAUCUUUAAUUAAAUAAAAUUACGUACGCACGGGCCGGUUGCUACUAAAUAAUUUCGUAUCAUAGUCGUCCUUCAUGCACAUAUGGCUUUGGUCACUGAACAUAUCAUUAAUGAAAACAAUGAGGUUUAAUGACCAUAUAUUUGUAUUUAAUUUAUAAGUAUAUCCACGUCUUGAAUAUUUGUUGUAUAUCUUGAAUACUGUCCUGUUUUAAUCUGAGGCAAUGAGCAAUAAUGCAUUUCCACCAGUUUAGUAAACUCUCACCAAUACGUUACAACUUUUGGUGUCCCUCAAAUCUUUAUCUAUAGUUUGUCCCGCACAUCGAUUGAUUAAGA